AUAUAUAUAUAUAUAUAUAUAUAUCUGUCUAGAAUUCUUUUAUUUUUCUUUUAUAAUACUUUAUAUAAGUGUAGAGUAAGUAAAAGACUAUUUUUCUAUUCCUAAGAUUUUCAGACUUCGAGUUCCAACACGAUUAUUGCUUUCUAGGCGAUCGUGUAAGUUACAGAUCGAUAGCAUGAGUCAUGUGUCUCUCGUCGUCAACAACGACAUGCCCUUUUUUUCUUUCUUUUUUUUUAUUCUCCUUGUUUACAGUUCAAGAGUAUCGAUCGCGCUCGAUUCUCUUUCGCGUGUCGUUGCAAGAAAACGUUGUCGUCAACGUCGUCAACGUCGACGACCGUCGAAAACCAUCGACGUUGGCGUUGUGGUCGUUUCGUCGAGCUACCCGAGACAGGAGGCCGGUAAAACGAGUAUAUGUAUUAGGUUCUAUGUUUCAAGCUAAUCUGUUUGCCUGCCUGCUUGCCCUUUUCGCCUUCUAUUCCGAAGGAGAAAGAGAAAGAUAAAUAGAUAGAUAGAUAGAAAGAAAGAGAGAGAGAGAGAGCGAGAGAGACGCUUUCAUUAUGAACAAAUAGACGAAGAAUUCGAUUCGUUCUACGACCUUAUAACGUUCCUAUUAAAUCGAUUUAGAAUUUCAAUUCUCUCUGUUUGUCUCUCUCUCUCUCUCUUUCUCUCUCUACAAACUUCGAAGGAAAAGCCGUUGAAGGUCGUUCGAAAACUAAUAGGUUAUAAUCCGCCAUUUUGAAUGGCCUCUUAGACGUAGUUCCUCGUUCACAAGGUUUUCCCAUUAUCGGAGAACGAUAGAAGAGUUCAUUGUUCUCGUCAAAGAGACACAACUCUUCUUCUUCUUCUUCUUCUGCUUCUGCUUCACAGGAGCUUGCCACGUUUUUCUUCGAGUCUCUAACGGUACGUACGGGCGCGUGAAUUAUUUCUUUGCCUCUUCAACGAGGCGCGAGGAGAGAAAGAAAGCGAGAGAGAGAGAGAGAAAACUCCAAUAAAGGAGAAUGCGUCAUCCUCUUCCGACGUUCUUUUAGCCAAUGGAAACACGAACUUGUAUGUCUCGAGACUUCGGCGAUUUUAUUGUACGCCGAGUGUUGUUUUUUGUUUUUUUUCCUUCAAUCUUAUAUCCGGCAUUUUUAAUCAUUUCGAUGGUCAUACGAAUAAAAAGUGUGAUAAAAUAUACACGGUUUUCCACUUACGAUGAUCGAAUUCGUGUGUUAUGUGAACGGCGUGAACAUAAAAAUUAUGGAAACUUCUUUCCUUCUAAUGGGAUUUAGGUUAUGACGGAGACCAACGUGUAUAUGUGUACAUCGAAUGACGAUAUUAAAAAUUUGUUUUGGAAUAGAACAAAUGAUCGAACGUACGAACGAAACGUUUCGUUCUUUUUACGAAAUUAUUACGUUUAUCGCAAUAUUGCAACUGCUAUCGUAUGUCUGGAUAUUGAAUGACCAGCAAGAUUAUAGAAAAUGGCGACAUCACUUCGAUAUACGUACACCUCGAGCCAUCUUGCGGCGAUUAGGAUCAUGAAUUUUCCUCUUUACCGAUAGUAGUAGCAGAUGUACAUAGUUCAUUGAAUAAACUCUCUUACUUAUUCGUCUUUGAUUAAAGAGUUUUUAUUGCGAAAAUUUCCUUUUUCAAAUUCCUGCGAGUUUUAAUUAAUAAAACUUUAUCUGUUAUCGACCUAAAAAAGAGAAAAAGAAGUAAUUAAAACAUGAUUGCAAAAGAAAAGCAAUUAGGAAGUGUCGAAAAAGAUGUAUCAAAGGAAUUAUCAUUAUCAUCGUCGGAUCCAAAUAUACGAAAAUUGGCUAGGAGACAACGAAUUCAACGUCGCUUGAGCGUUCUGCAUAAGGUAAAAGGAGCCAAAGACGUAGAAAUCAUUAAAAAAACUCCCAUCGAAAGACAGAUUCUUGCCAGUACUGAAUUUCUGGAAGAGAUCAAGUUAGAAGGCGAAGAAGUGAUAUCCAAUGUAAAAGUUGCUAACGAUGCUCGAGAGUUAGAACGACGUAAGGAAGUACAAGAGACAAGAGAAGCCUUGCUGGAGAAACUAGAGAGAGAUAAUGAAGAAUGUAUGCUAAAGUAUAAGGAGAUCGAUAAAAAAUGGUCCGACAUAUUUGCAUCAAAAGAUCCAUUGGACAUAGAAGAAAAGAUGAUGCGGCAAAAUGCCAAGUGUCUUGAAUUAUUAGAGAAGAAGGAUCAAAUUAUUAUGGGAUUGAAGGCCGAGCUAGAGAAUGCCGAUCUCAGAUUCGUCGAUGAUCUUAAGAAACAAAACGAAGAUAUUGAUAUAUUGAUCGAUAGAAUAGAUCGUCAGUUAAAUGUAAUCGCCGAGGCUUAUCAUAAAGAAUUGGAUAAUAUCAACAACGUGUUGGACGCCGAACGUAAAUUGCUCUUAGAUACGCUCGAGAACAAAUGGAAAGAUUUCUAUGAGAAGUUACGGGAUAAUGGUCACGAAGGCAUUGAAAAAAGAAAAGAUAUAAUUCGUGAAUACGAGGAGGAAAUGGAAAGAGUCAUGACUGAACACCACGAGGAAUAUCGUUCUCAAAAAAUAACUUUGGCAUUGGAGAAUCAGGACCUUCAACAGAAGUUACAGGAUAUGAAAGCUUUGUGCAUGUUAAAUGUCGAAAAAUUAAAUUAUAGUUAUGCCGUUCUUAAGCACAAAGACGAAGAGAAUACUAUAAUUAAAAAUGAACAAAAAAGACGAAUUAAUAAGCUUCAAGACACUAUGAACGAAUUAAGAAAGACUUACGUCAAAUUAGAAGAAGAUAGUCGAUCAGAAAUUCAAGGAUUGACCGAUCAAGUUCUCAAGGCACAUAAGAAUAUUUUAGAACUCGAAGAAAAGUCACAGUAUUUUACUGAUAUUAAUGAGAAAAAAUACUUUCAAGUAUGGGAUAUGAAUGUAAAACGUGUCAAUGAGCUGAUCGAUAAAAUUAUGGCUACUGAUCAAAUUAUACAUGAACGAGCAUUAGGAUUAAAGUGGCAACCUCCCGAGGUAAAACUUUUGACCAAGGAAGAUUUACCUUCUUACUGUACUGCGAUUAAUAUUACAAAUAAAGAAAAGACUGAUGCUCAAGAAAAAAGACAAAUGCCAAUUACUUACAAAAAGGCUGUUACUUUGGAAGACAUCAAUUUGGAACGACGUUUAUUAAAUCAUAUAAUGGAACAUAUAUCCGAGAAAUCCAAUUAUCUGAUUGACGAUAACAUACAAAAAUUACUUUUACCGUAUACAACCGAGAACAAUGUAAUCAUUAGAUUGGACAAUGUUUUUCAGGCAUUAAACAUAAUAUCCGAAGAGGAAAUACAAUUCUUAUUAAAUUUCUUCCUCCCAUAUACGUAUUGUCCCGAUUGUAUGUCUUUGGAUAAAACGACGGAAUCCUUGUCGUCGUCGUCGUCUACUAGCACGAGUAAUACACCUCUCGUCUGUGGCGGCAAAGAAUUAGACGAAGAAACAGCUAAAUUAGUCGAAACUAUAAAGGCAGAAGUUUUCUUUCAAGACGUAUGUUCAAACGUUUGUACACUCAUUGAUACGACGGACUAUUCGGAAAAACGUCUUCCUUCGGCAGAAACUACGACGUCCAUUUCAUCAGAUGAAUUAGAAGUAUCAUUCACAUCUUGUGACGAAAACAAAGAUUCAUCGCAACCAAAGGAAGGGGUAAAUCAAUUGCUCUGCAAAAAGGGUCAUUUGUUAAAGAUUGAUGCAUCAUAUGUUACAAGAGCAUUGAAGGAAUUCAUAGAGAAAUAUAAUUUUAUUAAACGCGACGAAACGCCAAAAUCUUUGAAGGAGAGAUUAUCAAUGAAAAAAGUAACAAUUUCACGAAGUUUAACCGUAGAGGAUAUAAAAGAAUUUUGGAAAAGAUACAGGGAUUUAUUUCCUCCAGCUAAAGAAUCCCUUUGGGAUGGCUUGCUCGUUGGACUUAAGCGAUAUUAUGAAACAUUGAAAGAAAGACAAAGAUUGAGCAAUGAAACGGCAUUUUUGAAGAAACAAAAUGCUGAAUUACGACGUUUACUAAAGACAUAUAAUACCGUUGAGACUAGAAGCAGCCCGAUAACCGAUACAGAAAUAUCUUCCUCUGGUAAAACAUAAUGGAAUUUAAGAUGCCAACAACAAAUCCAUCCAUUCAUCCAUCCAUCCAUCCGUCCAUCCAUGCGUUUUCCUUUUUCCCCGAAUUUUUACGAGGUUGACUUGUCAACACUCAACCUCUAUUAGUCGCCUUUUACGACAAGCAGAGGAUACUGUGGGUAUAUUCUAUCCCCGGGCCCACAGGGGAAGGUGAAAGGUUUCUUUUUAAAAUGCUAAUCGUUGAUAUGAACAAUCGAUAAAUGGAAAAACGCAAAGAUUGGUAAUUAAGUUUACUUAUAACGGCCGUUGUAAAUAAAAUCAAACGUAAUAUAAAAGGAGACAGAAUCUUUAUUAGAUUCUGUACAUACGUCGUGUACCACCAUGUUACAUUCGCUCUAACUGUGCUUUUUCUUACUUAAACAUUACUUUUAUAUACACAUCAUGGUAGUACAUUUAAAGAACAAUCGCUAAUACCCAACAAACACAUAUUAUUGUUUUAUUACUAAGACGCCGAUCUUAUAAAUAAUGAAAAUUGGAAGAUUUUGUUACCUUAAUUUAUAUUUCU
Vespa mandarinia (Asian giant hornet) is the source of this 4613-nucleotide messenger RNA. Its product is annotated as dynein regulatory complex protein 1. NCBI's taxonomy places the organism in Eukaryota, Metazoa, Arthropoda, Insecta, Hymenoptera, Vespidae. Gene Ontology annotation, biological process: axonemal dynein complex assembly; cilium-dependent cell motility; regulation of cilium movement. Gene Ontology annotation, cellular component: axonemal dynein complex; axoneme. The record is from RefSeq and is a predicted model, not a curated record.